Molecule: messenger RNA, 10923 nt
Organism: Maniola jurtina (meadow brown)
Lineage: Eukaryota; Metazoa; Arthropoda; Insecta; Lepidoptera; Nymphalidae
Gene: unc80
Product: protein unc-80 homolog
Exons: 68
Coding region: 203-10369 (3388 amino acids)
Biological process (GO): monoatomic cation homeostasis
Cellular component (GO): axon; cation channel complex
Molecular function (GO): monoatomic cation channel activity
Source: RefSeq, a predicted model, not a curated record
GUUCGUAACAUCAGUCCUCCCCGUGCCAUUAUCACGUACCUAACCGUUUCCACCCCUGAUAAUGUAAACAUUGCUCGUCAACCUUUCAAUGUGACCUAAUUUUGCAAGUGCGACAUUGCUCACCUAAUGGGGUCCUUCUUAGUUCAUCUCAUUUAAUGGAUAUCUACGUAUUUAUUUUUUAAGUUGCGACAUUUAGUUGAAAAUGAAACUCAAAGAUUUAUCUGAAAAUGAUACUAGUAAUGAAGACAUCGUGCCAAUCGCCGUACAAAUAUUUCUAUGGAGACAAACUACACCUUUUAUGCGGCCAAGAUUCGGAAAAGUUCAUGAUUCAGCAUGCAUGUUCUGUCAGCGAGCUCCUGGACACCACGAAUUAAAAGAAGCUUGCAAAUCGUUUGAGAAAGUAUUGGUGCAAAAUCUGCGCUUUGGACUAGCGACCAAUCUUACAGACGCUAUAGAAGCAAUCCCACGAUGGCGGCUCAUACAAGCAGCUUUGCCACAUGUGAUGCAUGCCUUAGCAGGCCUUCUGCACAACAGAGUGAAAGACAACAUGCAAACCCUGGGCAAUGUAGAAACCAAACUUCUUUACACUUUACAUUGGAUAUUACUUGAUGCAUCAGAUGAAUGUGCUGAUAAUGACUAUGAGAAUGGAAAAUAUUACUCCAAUCCUUAUCACUAUUUAUUUUCUGUGCCAGCUAUAACUCUUUUUGUGUUUCUCUUUGCGCCUAUAUCCCAUCAUUUGAAAGAAUCAGAUUUCACCAGCAACUAUAGACUAGAAAAUGGUUUGAAGCUCUGGCAGGCUUUGUGGGAGUUUAGGCACCCUGAUGCGGCAUGCUUCACCACCUUGGUCAAACCUAAGCCAAAGCCACUUGGUGGAAACUAUGCAAGGAGACCUCAUCAUGGAGACGUUUUUAUGGGCCGCAAAUUUUCAAAGGAAGAAAGCGCAGUAAACGGCAGCCCUCCAAGUCAAAUCAUAUCAGGCUCACAAUCCGAAGCGCCGUCCAAACAAGCCAGCACCGAGGACGAGCCGUGGCUGUCAUCGCCCAAGGAGACCAUCUUCCCGGAGACCAUCCCUGAAGAGAGCUCCAGCACUGAAGAGGAGCAUGUGUUUAUUUACCGUCUACCCUCUGAACAAAACUAUAGUGGCGUAAACAGAGGCGCGUAUACGGUGUAUGCGGCCGAUCCUAGCAUAUUUCAAGUGAAGAAAUCAGAUCCCACCAAACCGACUCUACCAGGCAUAAAACCUUUACCACAGAUCACUAAAAUGAGUUCUUCAGAUAAAGAAUCAUUAACUGAUAGCGGCGGAGGACCUGGUUUAAAAGGUACACCGACUUCUGCAGAAAAAUCUACCAGCAUCAAACAAAUUCAGCAUGUGUCUGCUGCAACCUUCCUGGAUGUUGCAACUUUGCGAUGUCUUUUUGCAUCGCAAUGGCAGGAAGAAGGUGUAUAUUGGGCUUUACAUUAUUUAUACAAUAGGUUACGUGAUAUUUGCGACGACAUUUCCAAGCAAAUACAACCACGAAAAAGAAGUAAUUCCUUGCCAAUACCUAAGAUAGAAGUUUCAAUAUACCAAAGUCCAGAAAUAAAGGAUAGAGAUUCGUUAAAAAACUUCAUGGAGGUUCCCGAGUCGAAGGAUAUUUCGCCUGUAACUGAAAUUCCGUUCGCGCCUAAGAUCGACGAAGAUAACAUUAUGUCCAGAAGGGCGAGCGAAAAAGUGAAACGGAAAAUGAAAAUGGCCGACCUGAAAGCGUUUGUAGAGUUGAAGCUUUUAUCGAAAUCAGAAAAAGCGUUGGAAAAAAUUGGUCAAGAAGAUCAUAAAUUCAGUUUUCAUACUGCAGUAAGAAUGAUAUCUGAAUAUCACCGAAGUCUCGACAACGCCGACGAUCGGCCCAACUCGGCUCUCGCAAGCAACUUUCCUCCGCUGGCUCCCAGACUUUCUGGGGAUUUAUUUCAAUGCAAUCUCAUAAAAGGAAAAAGCAUGCCGAGCCUUAGCUGUCUCAUAGACGAGCUAGCAUCCAAUGGGUAUAUUGGCGAAAUCAAAACAGAGCGAGCGCACGGGGUCCCGAGCGCAAAGCCAACGAACGUUCAGAAAAAGAAAAAUCCCAUUAUUACUGUAACAGAACACACGCCUACGCCUUCGCCUGAUUAUCUUUCGAAAACUAGACAAGGUUCUCUGGAAUCUCAAAUGGACUCGGUAAGCAUGCAAGGCUCGCAACACAUCCCGACACCGGAACGCAAGCCGAGCCUAACGAGGUCACAGACAGAUUCCAAUAUUACAUACAUUGUAGAAGAAAUACACGAAGCGCCCGGGUCACUUUACUAUAUCACUAAGGAAGGAGAUAUUGACUUUCAAGUCGUGCUUAAGGCAGUGUAUUCAGUUUCGAUCAUGGAUAGUUUCUAUAUAACAGUAAGAGUGAUGGAAGUGAUGCUGAACUUAGUAGAUACUCUCAUGGAAGUGGGAGUGCACCAAAACUGGCAAUCUGAUUCUGACCAGGACGCUCAACCAGAAACAAUCGAUCCAUUAGCAGAUUUCCAGAAAGAUAAGGACAGCAAGGAAAGAGACUCGGGCAUACCGUGCGCCCAGAGUCAAGAUUCGACUAACGUUGAAUGUGGUGAAAGUAAGGAAAAAUCAAAGGAGGAAGAAAAUUUUGAUUGCCCGUAUUAUAUGCUCAUGUACAUUAUUCUCAGAUUACUCCGUCAAUUGGGCUGUUCCCAUGGCUGCACGUCAGCUUUAAGAGGACCUCAGGCGGAAUGCCUCCGCGUCCAAGCAAGAAAUUCACUCCGUCUGCUUCGUUCUGCGUCCAUCACUAAAUUCACGUUGCGUAUCAAAGAGAUGACUAAAUUCGCUCCCAUAAGGGAGGUGUUGGACAACCUUCAUGCCACGCUGGGUUAUUGCGCUGAGCCGGCGUCUAUGGUUUCGCCAAUGAAUCAACAGAAGAGGAAUUUCUCAAAAUCUCCCGAUAUCAGCCACUUACAGGCGGGAUACGCUACGAACUUUGGAGCAGGCCAAGGUCCUAACGCAAAUAGAGCCAUAGAAAAUUUCAUAGUGGAAUCUACAUUCAGAGAGCUUGUUACUAGAUUUGCUCUCAUGCACCGAGAAUUAAAGCUGCUGGAUAAUUCCGCUUUGUAUGCAGAAGUGCGUCUACUGCUAAGUUACGUGCGCGAAGCUCACGGCGGAGAGUUUCGCGUGGUGGCAUUCAGUGGCCUCAUGGACACUGCUGAGCGGCCAGGCACACAACCGAAAGAAUCACACAUGCAGACUACCAGAGUCAUCAGGCAUAUCACGAGAACGGCAGAUGACGAGCGCGGUUCAGAUACAGGCGCAGAUUCCGGCUGCGCGGCUGAUGACCGUAGUCAUAAAAAGUUCACGUUCAAAAAGAGGAGUACCUCUUCGACUGGUGCCCAUAGCCUCUUAGAAACAGAAGCAGGCGAUGAAUCAGCUAGCCAGUCGCCUCUAUCAGUACGCACACGAAGAUACCAGCUCACGCCGCGACAGUCUGAGAGGACAAUCCCUUCCGCUUCGUCCGCUGACAUGACUCCCCACAUUAAUAUCACGCAUACCAAGUCUAUACCUUCGAAAUUUCACAUCAGCGGUAUAGUGAACUGGUUCCGUCAGAAGCCUGCGGCUCAGACGCUGGUGCGCAACGGCGCAGGCUCGGGCGAGUCGCUGCCGAUAUCGGGCAGCAUGGCGUCGCUGGCGCGCCCCUACCACGCGCAGCCCGUUCACGUCUCGCGACCCGUGCACGUCAAACGACGAGUCGGAUACACUCUCAACAGAGCAAGAAAGAGGGUCGAAGACAGAUUAAACAGAUUCGGCCUUAGAAAAAUAGGAAAAAAACGGGACGGAAGUAUCGAGGAAACUACGGGAGGAUUCAUGUCCCGUCGCGGCUCAGCCGAGGGUGGGUCGGGCGGCGGGGACUCAGAGGUGGUAGUGCUGAAGCGACGUAGACUGGUGGCGGCCGCGCCGCUGUACGCCGGCCUCGCGCGCUUCAGCUUCAUUCUAGACGCCACGCAACCGGGCGGCACGCCUGAUGCGCUCUUCAUGGCUGCGCUCUUGGAUCUUCCGCAUACAGUAGUGGUUGGUCGAGCUGCAAUACUUCUGGAGUGUGCAUAUUUAGUUCACAAUUGCAACAAAGGACAAUGGCCUUAUUGGCUGAAAUCCAAUAUGGCCAAAAACCCUUUAUCAUCUGGUCCCCUACAAUUAAGACGACAACGUCUAGCUGGAAAACUGUUCUACCAAUGGGCAGAAGCAAUAGGGAAUAGACUUGAAGACAUGUUGAAUGAGGACAAAAAGCACAUUGACACUGUUGUCAAUCUUGUGAACGAUCCCGAUGGACAAAGAGAAUUGUUGCAACAAGACGAAGAGGAGGACUUCUUAGAUGAAGCUAGUAUUCGUCUUCCUGGAAAAACUAUCGGAGCGGAAUGUCCUCGGGCGCUUCGAAUAGUCGCUUGCGUGCUUCUCUUUGAAAUCACGGCAUUUCUUCGAGAGACUUACCAAAACUUGCCUAAAUCAUGUCGAUCUUCGUUAAAGGAAAGAGGUCCUUGGGACAGAGUAUACAGGUGGAUGCAAAAGCGGAGACGUUUAUUGUGUAAUACUAAGGCUCUUAGCAGUCAACACACAUUAAUGCCAGUCGAGGAAGCUAAUCGGCGCUGGAGUAUGGCAUUAUCCAGUAUGGGACAUUCUCAAGCUUCAGCACAAAGUCUACAAUCUAUUGCUGGGGCAGAGACUGAACGAAAGAUUUCCUUUGUUCUACACGAGCCAGAAAAUGUAUCUGGCGGAAGUAAUGUUACAUUGCCAGAAGCAGUCCCAACUGAAGACAAGAAGUCAAGAUUGGGCUCUCGUGGGAAAGGCAUAGCCCGUCGAAACACCCAACAACAUGCGGCUUACGGGUCAUUCAAACGGCGUUCCAUUAAGUUGAGGCAAAAGGACCCGCGAGAACUUGAUGAGUUCAUAAAUCGAAGGUCUGAUUCAAUCCAAAGUAGAAGAAAAGUUUCAUCAUUAUCUGAUAGGAGUGAUACAUCUGAAGUUUAUCCCGGAACAGGUGGCACAGUGAUAAUGCCGAAUGAGGUCGAUAGUGGUGGUGAGGAAAGCCCGGGUGUUUUGUCCGAUGACCACGACCAUCCGCCCGACAGCCCCGACAGUAAUUCGACAGAUCUACCGGACUUAAAUAAAGGUUUCCCUUGGCUUAAGGUGAUAGUGAAGUUCUUAAAUUCUUUCAACUAUGUAUGCUGUCAUCAAAACUUUUGUCAUCCAUAUUGUUUCCGCCGUAAUAUGCGAGCAACUGUUCGACUCACGAAGUCUGUUCAAAAGAUAUAUGGGGAAAAAUUUGGUCCAGAAAUAAACACAACAAAUAAUGAAGAAGGGUCAGGUGGAACGAGAAGGGGUCGCCGCGCACGGAAACCUUCUGAACAUGCAAGUGAUAGAAUCGAUCGAUCAGUGUUAGAGAGUGCCGGUUUGGCCUACCGCACGUCCGGCGUGGAAACGUCUAUACCCACUCAUGAAGCCCCGCCCGUGAACAAGCCCGGUACCAUACCGUACCCUCCUCUUGAACCACCGCCUAUACUGAAGUACAUCAAAACGCAUGUUCGCGAUGCGUACCACGCGCCACUAGCCGCUCUAGUUAAAGGUGCGACCACACUGCCCGAGGAGGUGUUCGCGGACGCAGCGGGUGCGGCAUGGCACCUGUUGCUAGAAGCGGACCGCGAGCUAAGCGCGUGUGCGGCUGCACUUUUCAUACUUGCAGCUGUGAAGGCUCCUGCCGCCGCCGCACAUCUAAUGCAUCGCCAUUUGAAACAUCCCGAUCCUGCCUUCAGAAUUAACGCCAUUUUGAGAUUCCAAGUAAUGUGGAAGUUACGUUACCAAGUAUGGCCUCGUAUGGAAGAGGGCGCUUCGAUGACGUUUAAAGUGCCUCCUCCGGGCAUCGAAUUCACUCUCCCGUCACCAAAGAUAGGCAUCGAAUCGUUAGCGGUUGUAGACCCACCAUGGAGUCCACAAGUCAAAGAUAAGGAUAUGGAAAUGACUAUCAAUCAAGAGCGUCAUCGAUCAUUGGUAACUGCAACUAAAACCCGUAAAAAGCAACAAACGGAAGCAAUUAAGAAGGCACUACAGCAGCGCGAUGAUAAGAAAAAGGCUGAACGAGAGAGCUUUCUUAUCACAACCAUUCCCAUAACGCGGCAAGCGGCGCGAGAACCGGCCUUAGAUCACGCAGCCGAUGAUCAUAUUGAACCUCCACCAGAUGAGGAGAUCGUGGAAGGAGUUCGCGGCUCGCAUCACACACAAGUAGCGUCAGCACUGUUCCCUUCGGUAUUGUGCUCUGCGGUGGCAGAAAUUAUAUCUCUUCUGGACGAUGCUGCUGUUUCCCGCGAAGGAUGUUCUGUUUAUGAAGUGGCUUAUCAGGUUAUAUGGGGAUGUCUAGUGGAAGAUUCGGCGCUGUUUUUACGUCACGUACUGGAAAGGCUAACAAGAGACCAUCAAGACGACAUGUUCAAACUUCUACGCCAUCUGAUACGAUUCAUACCACGACUACCGCAACAGGCCGCGUUCGCUUUGUACAACUACAUCAUUGGAUAUGUUAUGUUCUACGUGCGAACGCCUCAUGAAGAUGGGCAGAGACUUAUCGGUGCAGCAUUAUCUAUUCUCUGGAUGGUGGUACACAGCGUCCAUGGUAUAAUGUUUAAAGAUUUAAAACAAAUAUUGCGCAAAGAACAAUGCGACGCUUCGAUUCUUCUGACCGCAAAUGUACCCGCCGCUAAAAAGAUCAUUGUACAUGGUCCAUCGGACAACGAAGGCAGUAUACCAUCACAAUUCCCUGUACAAGAAGACACUCAGUUUUGUCAAAUUUUGAGAGAGUCUCUUGAUUACUUUGGCAUUCCCGAAAAACUGCAUGAUGAGCAUUUCUUAGUGGAUUUUAAAACACGUCAAAUUCAUAACGCUCAAAGUUACGUCCGCGACCACUAUUUCUUCAAACGCUCUCAAUACCCGCAAUUGAGACUCGUGCAUAUGGAACCGGAGGAGGCUUUCGAAAAGUUACAACAGCAAGAACUGUUACAGAAAUUCGUGGAGAUCGGAAAAGUAUCGCUUACUUGGGCUAUCCUUAAAAAUGUGGAUAUGGUAGUCCAAAGAGUAGUUUUCCUUCACGAUGAACUGAUGAAAUUGCCAUCGUUUCCAAGGAAAGCUCUGGAAGCGGAUCUAGCUUUGUAUAGCCGAGGGCCUUUGGGCUCAACACUGCUUGGUUUAGAUGUACUGCAUAAGUUUAUGUGGGUCCGUCUAAUAGCCCGUAUGUUUGAAGCGAUGGCAGGAAACUUUACAUCGUCUAGAGACAUACAUCUCUUCUUGAACGUACUCAAUGGAGCCUUGAUGCUUCACAGCGAAGAUUCGCUGAUACUCCGAUAUGUUAUAGCAACCUAUGUGAACGCCGCUUUCAACUUCAAGAACAUAUUUUCUACUAAUGGCUAUCUCCUCAUAAUGCCAACACUGCUACAAAUUUACUCAAACUUCCAAACAAAUAAGCUCGUGACUACGACCAUAGAAUAUGCCGUGAAGCAGUUCUAUUUGCUGAAUAGAAAGCCAUUCAUUCUACAAAUGUUCGGUUCCGUAUCUGCUAUACUAGACACCGAUGAAGAAGCAGCUUUUGGUGACGCAAGUAAAGUACAAUCCAGCUGUUUAUUCAACCUCUUACUGAGCCUCGAAACUCCAUCACCAGACCCCCUUCACAUCGCAGAACUAAUUAAAGAAGAAAAGCCACUCAAACCCAUAGACUUCUGCUAUAGAGACGAAGAUGAAAUGGUCAAUGUAUUGGACUGCAUCAGUCUUUGCGUUAUGGUUGUAUCGUAUUCUGCGGAAAGUAUGCGUGGAUACCAAAUGCUUAUUAUACUGGAAGCAAUACUGCCGUGCUAUGUGAAGCAAAUACAACUUCCAACCUACAACCGAGAAGGCAAAACGGAGAAAGAGAUCAUUCAACAACUUGCUAUAGCCAUCAAAACUCUUGUCAACAACUGCGAAGGACUAUCUAAAUCAUACAACGGGCCUUACCGAACGUCACCAGAACACAAAGGUUCCUCCCAACGAGGCUGCCCCAGGCCUCCGGCAACCGCUUUCAUGGCUCUCGAUAUACUGGACGACGAAUCUCAUUCCAGAUAUGUCAGCGACCACUCUCGAAUGCCCCCCGUCACUGAUUACACCGGCACUGAGGAUUCUGAGCUUGUACGUGCAGAAUACCGUCGUCCACGCGACGUAUUGCUGUCUUUGGUUGGCGACUUCAUCGACCGUGCGACCUCACGUUUGAUGGACUUGAACGGAUCUAAGGGCAGUGGUGGUACUGAAGGGAAACCUGUCGAGUUACUCGAUUCCAAGUCCCAUGCGAGAUUAGCUGAAAUAGCCCACUCAUUACUAAAAGUGUCACCAUACGACCCAGAGUCUAUGGGUUGCAGAGGUUUGCAACAGUAUAUGAUGCAAGUACUGCCAGCUGCAGACUGGGCUGAUGAUGCUCUAAAACCCGCGCUAAUCAUGAUUUUACGCAGACUGGAUAAGGUAUUCAUGAAGAUUGCCAAAAAACCAAGUAUAAGGAGAAAUACAGACUGGGACUCUGCAGCAAUUUUACUGAAGGGCAUUUAUGAAACGAUGCUGCGCUGUCCUUAUAUAGUGCACUGGCAGCAAGUAAAAACAUUACUUAACACUGUUCAGGCCUUGAUAGUAUCGGAUAAUAACAGCGGCGAGAACUUAUCGUCAGCAACAGCUGCUUUGAUGUCACAACCGCCUCCUCCACAUUUUGGUAGCACUGUUGUACGUUUGAUCGCAUUACAAGUUGGCCAUACUGGGGACAGCUAUACUUUGGAACAAAUGUGCGGCGGGAGUGCAAUUUUUCCAACGGCUGAUAAAACGGAGAACAUGCUUAUGAAUUUAAUCAUGCCUUUAAGUCUACGUGUCGGUGCUGGAAGAAAGGACGUGCCUCCGCUGCGGCAGUCGGACGUAUCGUACCUGGUGUCGGUGGCGGUGAGCGCGCUGUGCCCGCCCGCGCCGCCGGGGCAGGCCGUGGCCGUCAACGCCAAGCUGGGCGCCGACGCGCGCGCCAACUCGCUCACCUUCACCGGCAGCCGCGACACGCGCAACACCACCCGCCUCUCCAACAUACUCUACAGGAUCGCCUUUCUAGCUCUAAAGGUGCUAUGCGCAUGUUUCACGAGCGAACUGUGCAGCGAGUGGGGACGGAUAGCGCGGGCGAUUCGCGAGCUGGGACGCCGGAACGAGGCCGCUCACCAUUUGUGGGACUUCCUCGAGUACAUCGUUACAUAUCGCACGCCGCUUUACGUCCUUCUGCAGCCCUUUAUCGUGCAUAAGCUAUCUCAGCCGCCGAUCGGUGAUCACGAGCGUCACAUGCAGUUCGUAGUACGUGAGCGUAUCCGUGGACUCAAGCUGCCCGCGGCGCGCGCUCGCGGCUCGCUGCUGGCCGAGCUGGCACGCGAAUUGCGGAUUAUGAGGGACACGCAUGACAAUUAUAAAUUCGAACAAUUAGAGAACAUCGGACAAAGCGGAGGAAAGCGCGCGUCGGAGGCAGUGCCGCGUCAGGGGCUGGGCGACAAGGCUCAGCAGCAUCGGCCCUCGCUCAUCUCGAUGUUAGUGGGCCGCGCGCCCGCGCCCAGGACGCCGGACCACCCCUCCGCUCCACUGUCGGCCCAGCGAGAAUCACUGUCAAGCAGUUCUACAACUAGUCAACCCGUGUUCGACCUUCCCAACAACAACAACGGCCGAUUUAGUGACAACAGUAACAACAAUGUCCACAACACCAAUGCAAAUAUAGGAACAAUAAACAACAAUUUUGGUGGCGACCAAAAACCGAUACUUAGCACGCCGCCAUAUGGAAAUAUUCAAACAAAACUGCGCUUCGUGUCAUCGGUCGAGUUUAAAUUGACUACAGGAGCAAUAGGAGAGGCAGCACUAACGCCUCUCUCGCCAGUAUCGGCGGUGUCGACGGGCGAGUCGUGCGAGGAGGCGGGCCACGACGCCGGCGACGAGCGCCCGAGGCUGCAGCGCGCGCACGGCCCUUCCAAGAAGACUUUCAAGUUCCGACGCAGUCGCCACGCCAAGCCUGAGGCAUCAACACACGUCCGUUUAGAAUCGGACGAGUGCUCGUCGCCUGGGCCGGAGGGCACGCCGCUGCGGCGCGCGUGGCCGGCGCUGCUGCAGCCCACCGCCACAGUCACCGAUACUUCUUACGAUAGCGAGAUCUCGCAGACGUCCUCCACUUCCGGAUACAGGGAGAGUUACAGCCUGCAAGCGUCCAUGUCCGAGUCCCCAUGCGGCUCGGUGCGCGCCGUGCGCAGCGAGUCCGCCACGCCGCACGCCAGCCCCGACGGUAAACCGCUCCAUCUUUGAGCUGUGAAUCAGCAACAUCCUCUGCAGAAAGAACUGCUUUACUUGGUGCCGCCAGUCAACGCUCCCUUCUAUUGAGCAGUGAACUUAGGGAUGAAGAUACUCUACUAUAAAACCAUAUUUUUCCUUCCUAAUAUUGUAGUGAUUGUACCUCUAGUAUUGUCAGUCGUACAAGUUCUUGGUUUUGUCUAGAGUCUAGACUGAUAGAUUGGUUUCUUAAUAGAAUCAAUCAGAUUCCUGAAUUCAAUGCACAAACAGGUAAUUUUUAGUCUAAUCUUUAAGGGUAAAGUAUUUUCAAGAAAUAUUUAUUUGUUCUUCCAUUCAGAAUACAUUUUUUUUAGUCAAUUUGUAAGCUAUUCUUCAUAAUAUAGUACUACAUGAAAUAAACAAACUUCUGAACUUGAAAAGAUUCUUAGAAAAGAUUUUCUACCUUGUGGUUAUAAAAAUUAAAUUGAAAUGUUUGUAGCUGUGAUUGUUAUUAAUGGUACAAGAUAAUAUUAUACCUAUUGUGUAAAUUUUAUUUUAUUUAAUAAAGUUUUAGUAGAAGUUUAUGUUGA